CAGCGUCACUCUGAAUGAAAGGGGAGCGCUCAGCUGAAGCGCAGUCAGAGGAGCGCGCCACCCGUCAGGAGCAUCACCGACAGCCGUCGGGACUCGUAAAGUUGUGGCUUUUUUAACUUUAGUCAAGCCCCCGCAAUGGCUGAGCAUCUUCUACAUUACAAUGACUCGGCCGGGGUUGGGAACAGAUUCGCCCGCAAAGGAGCUUUGCGACAGAAAAAUGUGCAUGAAGUGAAGAACCACAAGUUUACCGCGAGGUUUUUCAAGCAACCGACGUUCUGCAGCCACUGUACAGAUUUCAUAUGGGGAUUUGGGAAACAAGGAUUUCAAUGCCAAGUUUGCUGUUUCGUGGUCCACAAACGGUGCCAUGAGUUCGUCGGCUUCUCCUGUCCAGGGGCCGAUAAGGGUCCUGACACAGAUGACCCCAGAAGCAAGCACAAGUUCAAGAUCCACACAUAUGGCAGCCCCACGUUCUGUGACCACUGUGGAUCACUGCUGUACGGGCUCAUCCACCAGGGGAUGAAAUGUGACACCUGUGACAUGAACGUGCACAAACAGUGUGUGGUCAACGUGCCGAGCCUGUGCGGGACAGACCACACUGAGCGCCGCGGACGGAUUUUCCUCAAGAUCGACGUCAGCGGGGACAGGCUACACGUCACAGUGGGUGAAGCCAGGAACCUGAUUCCCAUGGAUCCAAAUGGUUUAUCAGACCCAUAUGUCAAACUCAAGCUCAUCCCAGACCCAAAGAACGAGACCAAACAGAAGACCAGGACCAUCCGUUCCUCUCUCAAUCCCUGCUGGAACGAGUCGUUCACCUUUAAGCUGAAAGCGUCAGAUAAGGAUCGACGUCUGUCUAUCGAGGUAUGGGACUGGGACAGAACCACCCGGAAUGACUUCAUGGGCUCCAUGUCGUUCGGCGUUUCUGAGCUCAUCAAGGCUUCCCACUGUGGAUGGUACAAGCUUCUGAACCAGGAGGAAGGAGAAUAUUACAAUGUUCCUAUUCCUGAGGUGGACGACGUCAAUCUGGAGCUUCGACAAAAGUUUGAGGCCUGCCAGUUAAAUAUCCACUAUCUCAAGAAAGCCAAGCUGGGUCACGGUAAAAAAGUGAUCACACCAACAGACCACCGGCGGUUCAGUCUGCCCUCAGGUAACAUUGACCGGGUCCGGCUCAGCGACUUCCACUUUCUGGCUCUGCUGGGGAAAGGCAGCUUCGGAAAGGUAAUGUUGGCAGAGAUGAAGUCAACAGAGGAGCUGUACGCCAUAAAGAUCCUGAAGAAGGACGUCGUGAUCCAGGACGACGACGUUGAAUGUACGAUGGUGGAGAAAAGGGUCUUGGCACUGAGAGACAAACCCCCCUUCCUUACGCUGCUCCACUCCUGCUUUCAGACUGUGGACCGGCUUUACUUUGUGAUGGAAUACAUUAACGGAGGAGAUCUCAUGUAUCACAUCCAGCGCAUGGGCAAGUUUAAGGAGCCUCAGGCAGUGUUUUAUGCAGCUGAGAUAGCAGUGGGUUUGUUUUUCUUGCAUCGGAAAGGAAUCAUUUACAGGGAUCUGAAGCUGGACAACGUGAUGCUGGACUGCGAGGGCCACAUCAAGAUCGCAGACUUUGGCAUGUGCAAAGAGAACAUGUAUGAAGGCAUGUCCACGCGCACCUUCUGCGGCACCCCGGACUACAUCGCACCUGAGAUAAUAGCUUAUCAGCCUUAUGGAAAGUCAGUGGACUGGUGGGCGUAUGGCGUUCUCCUGUAUGAGAUGUUGGCAGGCCAGCCUCCGUUUGAUGGUGAAGACGAAGACGAGCUCUUCCAGUCCAUCAUGGAGCACAAUGUGUCCUACCCGAAGUCCAUGUCGAAAGAGGCAGUGUCCAUCUGCAAAGGGCUGAUGACGAAGCAUCCGUCAAAGCGCCUCGGCUGCAGCAUGGAGGGAGAGCGGGACAUAAAAGAGCAAGCCUUCUUCAGACGCAUCGACUGGGAACGGCUGGCUAACAGAGAGAUCCAACCGCCUUUUAAACCCAAAGUGUGUGGGAAGGGAGCGGAAAACUUUGACAAGUUCUUCACGCGCACGCAGCCCGUGCUGACCCCGCCAGACCAGCUGGUCAUCGCCAACAUCGACCAGAGCGAGUUCGCUGGCUUUUCCUUCAUCAACCCUCAGUUCAUCCAUCCAUCUCUGCACAGCGUGGUAUGAGGAGGACACAUCCGAACGUCCCAUGGUCAACAGACUCCGAUUAUCCUCUAAUUUCUGCAUCUGAGAAUCAUGCAACGUAAGGGAAGGGAACAACUACAUGGCACUGAAAUUCCCAACUCUCACCCUGUGGUGCGUCAUUUAGUCUAAUUGUGUGUUUUCCAACUCCCAGCUGUAGUUUUCUGCAGGCCUACAGCCCUUUAUCUUGUGAAUGAAUGUGUCUCAGUAUCGGUCACUAUCUCUAUCGGUGUUAAAGGUACGAUCAAGUUUUCCUUCUCAUCCCUGCAAUGCACAAAAAGACUGGAACAAUAUUUUUUUUUUUUUCUGCCUGAACUUUAUCUACAUGUUUGUUACAUUUCUACGAUCAGAAAAGAAGUUAGUCCACUGUUACACGAGUGCCAAAGUAGAGAUGGAAAUACAUUUCUAUUGCAGUUCCUUUUCUUUCCACCUCUGGCCUUUCCUUAUGCUGUCAACUCACUAAAAUCUCUCACCAAGAGGCUGUUUGUGUCUGUUGUUUUGUAGAAGGUGUUACUGCAGUAUAUCCGACUCGGAUUUGGACAGGCAGAGGCAAACUGUGUUACUGUUGCAAGCCGUUCUGCUCUUCUCAGCGCACCAGAUGUUAGCCGCAGUGGACAAGUGUCGUUCAGAAAAAUCGGAGUUAGCAAGAUGCUAUUUUCAUAUGCACCAAGCAGAUCUCUGUCGCAUGCUUAUUUUUCUGACUCUGUAUGAGCUGUAGAGUCUAGGAUGCAGUACACGUCUUGUAUGACUGUAAAGUUUAGUAUUAGGAUAUAAAAUUCGACGAUAUACAUGUAUACUCGGAUUAAAGGUUUCUUACUGGGAAAAAAGGUUUUGGUUUUUGUGUACGACGUUUUCGUUCAAAGAGGUCCUACCCCAGUGUUUUGUUUGUUUUUGCUUGUUUUUUUUUUUUUUUGUGAAUAUGUUUCAAGAAGAGAAAUUACUUGCCGAUUUUAUACAACAAACUGAAUGUGAUUUUACUAUCAUAGACGGUUUUAACAUUUCUAUGUUUAGAUUAGUCCACAAUAGAGAUCUAUUUAAAGUUUGGCUGAUUUUUAUGUUGUUUUAUUUUAUUUUUGGUAGCUUUGGUAUCAGGCAAACCCUGUCUUACAUGUAUGUAUACCGAGUAUUUAUCCGUUGUUUUCUACUACUCAGUGUCAUAUAGAGAAUAUGCAGCACUACCUGUGGGUGGAGCGAUCGGAUGCCCCUCUUGCCUUGAUCCCGCCAGGGUCGACUCCCUCUGUAGACAAACUGAAAUCCAAACCGAGCCGUAACGGCGCAACGAUUCUGGAGCGCCCUGUGGCCGAAAUGUGUCAUGUCUUUAUAUAUAUACAUAAAUAUAUCGUGUGCAUGCGUGAGGCGAGGCCUGAUCCGAGCAUGAAAAAGGCCCCUGCAUGAUGUAGAGACCGGGGAGUCGUGCAGAAUGAGAAAAACCAACCAGCAAUGUGCAUUGUUUUUGGAUUUUUUUUUUCUAAACAUGUCUUUCCUCUUUCUCUGUCAUGUACCUAACCUGUUUGGCUAAAUAGCUGGAUUAUAGGUAGUGAAAGAUAUGUGAAUUUGCUUUACAUGGCUAUUUGUAUUCUCUGGUGCCAAACACAUUUUCAUGGGUCCAAUACUCUUAUUUUGUCUUUUUUGCUACUGAGAGAUAUUAACUUCCAAUAGAAAGUCUUUAACGACCGUUUUUAGAUUCUUACAAUACUCUAAAACCCUGAAUCCAAUCUAAA
Messenger RNA from Fundulus heteroclitus (mummichog), 3914 nucleotides. RefSeq names its product protein kinase C alpha type (gene prkcab). The transcript is spliced from 18 exons. Gene Ontology annotation, biological process: protein phosphorylation. Lineage: Eukaryota; Metazoa; Chordata; Actinopteri; Cyprinodontiformes; Fundulidae. Gene Ontology annotation, molecular function: ATP binding; diacylglycerol-dependent serine/threonine kinase activity; zinc ion binding. The record is from RefSeq and is a predicted model, not a curated record. The coding region runs from base 136 to 2178 and encodes 680 amino acids.